UUCCCCUGCACUGCAGGUGAAAGGGCAGAUAGUCUCGCAGCUCCUCUGCACCGGGGGACUUCCACAGCUCCUUGUGUUUUAGACCUUCUCUGAAGUUCCCCCAGCCUGCCCCACAGAUCUCAUCUUCCUCCAGCCCCUCCUCAUUCCUGUUCAUCUCCUGCUGGCCUCUUCUUUGGCUUGCUCCACAGCCAGGCUACUAACACUCUGCAAGAACUUUCUUCCCCUCAGCUCCUGCCAUUUGAAAGCCCCCCGGAAACUCGCCACCUCACGGACUCCAGCUCGUUCUACCUCCCAGCUGAACGCACGCCUUUCCACCAUGCUCUGCCUCUUUUAAUCUCCCUCUGUUUAACUCGCUCUUUCUGUUGAUGAUUCUGAAGAUGUAGAAAGCGGGAGUGGCAGCGACUAUGACUGUGGCCCCAAUGCGGUUUCCUGUAACAUCUCUCACUGCAUAUGUGAAGACGGGUUCAGGUUCAUCUCUGGAAAAGAGCCUUUCCUUGCUACCAGUGAGUCCGGCUGUGAGGAAAUCCCCCUUCACUGCCGAUCAGGUUUCAUGAGAGAAAAUGACUACGUGAAGAUGUGUUUGAAUGGAUCACAGCAGAUUAAUUGGGAUAACAGGAAAAACAGCUCGUUCUGUUCGCUGGUCAAUUCCACCCUCAGCCUCCUGACACCUGCCUGCGAGAAUGUCAGCUUGACCACUUCCCUAGAGGAGACAGCGGCAUCCUUCGAACAUGUCCUUGUGGACAGCUCCCUAUGGAGCAUCGAAAGCAUGGAAGAAGUCGCUUCUGCGGCAACGCUGCUUCUGCAGAGUGUGGGGUCGGCCGCAGUGACAGCUGCCCUCGCCUCUCCGGAGAACCAAACCCAGACUGCGACCACCAAGCUAAUGGCGAUUCAGACGAAGCUCACCGAUGAGAACUGUAGUCUGCAGAGCAAGGUACUUGGGUUCAGUGCUCACGAAGACAGAAUGGAUAUUCACUGCACUGCUGUCACUGAUGCUGACAUGGAAGGUUUUGCUGCUGUCGCUUUUAUCUCCUACACGGGGCUGGAGUCCCUACUGGGAGGGAGAUUUUUGCAGGAUGAAAAUCCAGGGAGCAAGGCAAGACCAGAACACGUUCGCGUGAACUCCAGAGUGGUGAGUGCCUCCACCAGCACCUGGAAGAAGAAGAUUUCCAGUCCCAUCAACCUCACCUUCCAGCACCUUGAGGACAAGACUCUGUUGGAUCGGGCCAUCUGUGUCCACUGGAACUCUGCAGGCCAGGAUGGUGUCUGGUCCCCCCAAGGCUGCAAACACCUUCACUCCAAUGUCACUCACACUCGGUGCAGCUGUCGCUACCUGGCCAGCUUUGCGGUGCUGAUGGCGCCUGGUGUCGUUCAGGUGGAUUUUGCCCUCUUUGUUAUCAGCCAAACUGGGCUCAUCAUCUCCCUGAUCUGUCUCAUCCUGGCUAUCGUCACCUUCCUCUUCUGCCACCCCAUCCGUAACACCAGCAGCACCUUCCUCCACCUGCAGCUCAGCAUGUGCCUCUUCCUGGCCGAUCUCCUCUUCAUAGUGGGAAUAGACAAGACUUACAACAAGCUUAUGUGUUCCAUCACCGCCGGCUUGCUGCAUUACCUCUUCCUGGCUUGCUUUGCCUGGAUGUUGCUAGAAGCAGUGAGUCUGUACCUCAUUGUCAGGAAUCUGAAGGUAAAAAAUUACUCAGGCACGGGCAGAUGCACACGGAAAUGCAUGUACCCCUUUGGCUACGGACUCCCCGCCGUGAUUGUGAUCACGUCUGCAGCCAGCGCUCCCAACAGCUACGGAACUCCUUAUCACUGCUGGCUCAAUCCUGAUAAUGGUUUUAGAUGGAAUUUCCUUGGGCCUGUCUGCGCCGUGGUUGUGAUAAAUUUUGUAUUUUUCUGCCUUACUCUGAAGCUUUUGCGAGAGCAUCUUUCCUCCCUCAAUGCAGAACUGUCUACUCUGAGGAACACCAGGUCACUGACUUUUAAAGCCCUGGCUCAUCUCUUAGUCCUGGGCCUCACGUGGGGGCUGGGCACCUUCCAGUUCGGCCCGCUGGCCACAGUGAUGGGGUACCUGUUCACCAUCACCAACAGCAUGCUGGGAACCUUCAUCUUUGUGGUGCACUGCCUACUCAAUAGAAAGGUGAGAGAGGAGUAUUGGAAAUUAUUUACGAGGCUUCGACGCUCGAAGGAAGAACCUUCGUCUUCCAGUAUUACUAUGUCUGCUUUCCCCUCCAGCAAGGCCCCGGUCAGAGAGAAUCGAAAUGUAUAUGAGCAGCAAUGUACUAACCUCGACCCUCCCGCCUCUGUCCCUUUCUCUCACUUCAAUUAGCGCCAUCGAUAAGGAUCCUCAGCAAAACGCUGUCCCAUCCCACCAGCAGAAAGUGACGUGGGAUUGAUCUCCUUUGCCUGGCCUCUCUUUAUUGGUUUUCAGCGCUGUUCUCCUCCCCUGGUCCCAGACACAGAGGAAAGGGGUUGGCAGAGUCUCAUUAAACGCUUCUGCUGUGUCACUAAAGAAUGUCUCCAUUCUCAAGCCCACGAGCUACAAAGCCUUCAAGUGGUGGAUUCUGAGCCACCAGGCAAAACUAUGAUACUUCAGAAGACCAGAGCUACGAAAUCCUGAUCUCCAAGCCCUUCCCCCUGGGUAAAAAGCGGUUUCGUUCAGGUUUGGCUUAAGGAAGGCUCAGGUUGGAUCUUUAUCCAACCAAUUCACCCAGUGGCCCAGUGUGUGCCUUGUUUGAACCUUAUCCUGAAACCAAGGGUGAAAAUAACGUAAGGGACUUACCGGAACGCGGGGCCGGGGUCCUGAGCAAGGUGUAUGUGGGGGGCACCUCGGGCGGAAGGGGCGUGGCCUCGGGCAGAAGGGGCGGGGCCUUUAAAUCCCUGGGCCCUUUAAAUCACCGCUGGAGCACUGGGGCUCCCAGCUGCCACCGCCACUACCACAGGGCUCCAGCGGUGAUUUAAAGGGCCUGGGGUUCCCGGCCGUUGCUACCGCAGCCAGAGCCCUGGGCCCUUUAAAUCGCUGCCGGAGCCCCGGGACUCCCGGCCGCCACCGCUACCCCAGGGCUCCGGCAGCAGGGCUCUGGCAGAAAUUUAAAGGGCCAGGGGCUCCAGCCGCUGCUGAGAGCCCAGGGCCCUUUUAAAUUGUCGACCUGGGGAAGCUGCCUCCUGCUGGUACGGUUGGCUGUGCAUCGACUCUCACUGGUACGCCGUACCUGACCGCACCGGCUUACUUUCACCUCUGCCUGAAACUGAUUCUAAACUAGGAUCUACAGUCUGGCCUCAAGGCCCAAAAUUUGGAUCCAGAUCUGGCUUUUUCAACAUCUUGGCAUUUGGAAGGGUGUGAGAGAUCCAGGGGUUCAUCUUAGCCCAUCUUUUGUCCUUUGCUUUAUGGAAUCCUGUAUCAUUCUCAUUGCAAUACAGAUUCGUUUGUACUAGUCAUGCAUGAAUCUAGGACCCAGAUACUAUGGUGGUUGGUGAUAGAUACAUAAGGUGGGAUACUGGCUUCAUUGACGUCAAUGGCAAAACCCCCAUUGGCUUGAGUGGGGCGGGAGUCCACCCACAGAUUGUACUGUCAGUGGGUUUCUUUUUGUAUUAUAGCUGGAGAUGGAGCCAUGAAUAAGGCUAAGGUUGCCCAAGUGUGUCCAUUCCAAGCCCCUGUUUUCAAGUGUUCAUUCAUAACUUUAAACGUUUCCUUUUCUGAAACUUUUACUUUUGGGGCUGAAAUUUUCCAGGUCCGGUAAAUGAUUCUGUAAAGUUUGAGCAAAAAAUAUGGUAUAAUACGCUAUUUAUACUAUUUGAGAAACAGUUUGUGAUCAUGUGAUUAAAGAUUGUCUUAUACAGGUAAUGUUUCUACAGAAGGUGUCAGAAUUAAGGUUGUGUGUCCAAUCUUAACUUUGCCGUUCCCUGACUUCAGAGUGCUUAGCUGAGCAGCCUUAAUGUUCUCUUGGUGUAGUUCUUCUAUAUGGAAUAUGGGCCAUUAUGGGUCUGAUUAUGAUGAUGAAUAGCAGCUUACUUCAUAGGCCACGGAGCUUGGGAGGGCCAACCGGGCCAUGGUCUGACCACCCUUUGGCAAGGCCAAACCUGAUCGGUGAUGUGACCCUGCAGGCCAAGUUGCAACACCACUCAAAUUUGGAGGGGGGUAGAUGUAGGAGCUCCCCAGUUGGAGGGCGUCAAGCUGCUGGUGGGAGAGGCACCCGAGAAGGGAAGAGAAGCAUCAGGGACUAAGGGGCGGGGAACCAAUUCCUCUACACACUUUAAAUAACAAUCUGCAGGCCCUGCCUUACUUCAGCAGUCAUCUUGCUAAGGAAGUGUGGUCCAGUGGUUAGGGCCCUGAUGUAUGACUUGGGGGAGCUGGGUUCAGGGCCUGUCUCUACAUCGAUUUUCUGUGUCACUUAGGGCCAGAUUUUUAAAGGGAAUUAAGCCCCUAACUUAAUUCCUAAGUCACUUUUGAAAAUGAGUUAGGUGUAGCAAUGCUGAAAAGAACAAUGCCUGAAUACCUUUAACAAUCUGGGCUUUAGCCGUUCUGUGCCUCAGUUCCCCGUGUGCAAAAUGUGGAUAAUAGCACGUAAGAUAUGGCCAGAUUCUCAGGUGAUGAAAGGUGGCAUCACUCCCUUGACUUCCAUGGCGCGUUGGUGAUGGACAACUGCUGAGGAUCCAGCCCAUGGACUUCAGUGCAUCUGCUUGGAAAGUAAGGUGCUACUCAGUGUGAGGGUAUCAGCCUCUGGCUGUAUAAACAGUUUGAACUUUGGGCUGUUCUAUUGCUUACUUUGCGUAUAAACCAAUGUGUCUUUAACAAA
Chelonia mydas (Green sea turtle) is the source of this 4790-nucleotide messenger RNA. Its product is annotated as adhesion G protein-coupled receptor E1. Bases 551 to 2323 code for a protein of 590 amino acids. Gene Ontology annotation, biological process: cell surface receptor signaling pathway; adenylate cyclase-activating G protein-coupled receptor signaling pathway. Lineage: Eukaryota; Metazoa; Chordata; Testudines; Cheloniidae. Gene Ontology annotation, molecular function: G protein-coupled receptor activity. Gene Ontology annotation, cellular component: membrane. The transcript has 15 exons. The record is from RefSeq and is a predicted model, not a curated record.